This is a messenger RNA of Euleptes europaea (tarantolino), 1572 nucleotides long. It is a transcript of the gene ALG8, whose product is annotated as ALG8 alpha-1,3-glucosyltransferase. The transcript has 13 exons. Gene Ontology annotation, molecular function: dolichyl pyrophosphate Glc1Man9GlcNAc2 alpha-1,3-glucosyltransferase activity. Gene Ontology annotation, cellular component: endoplasmic reticulum membrane. Lineage: Eukaryota; Metazoa; Chordata; Lepidosauria; Squamata; Sphaerodactylidae. The coding region runs from base 1 to 1572 and encodes 523 amino acids. The record is from RefSeq and is a predicted model, not a curated record. Gene Ontology annotation, biological process: protein N-linked glycosylation.
AUGGCGGCGCACCGAGGCGGCGGCGGCUGGUUCCGGGCUUUGGCCGUUGGGGUCACGCUGCUCAAACUGCUCCUUAUGCCGACCUAUCGUUCCACAGAUUUUGAGGUGCACAGGAACUGGCUGGCCAUCACCCAUAGCUUACCGGUGUCCCAGUGGUAUUAUGAAGCGACUUCCCAGUGGACACUGGACUACCCUCCUUUCUUCGCUUGGUUUGAAUACGUGCUUUCGCACGUUGCCAAAUACUUUGACCAAGAGAUGCUAGUGGUCCAAAACCUCAACUAUUCCAGCCAGGCGACCAUCCUCUUCCAAAGGCUUUCGGUCAUCUUUACAGACGUGCUCUUUAUCUAUGCAGCUCGUGAAUGCUGUAAGUGUGUGAAUGGAAAGCGAGUGGGAAAAGAGACCCUGGAGAGCCCUCCCUUUGUUCUUGCCGUCCUCCUCCUGUGGAACUUCGGCCUCUUGAUUGUGGAUCAUAUUCACUUCCAGUACAACGGCUUCCUGUUUGGGUUAAUGCUCCUUUCCGUUGCCCGGCUCUUCCAGAAAAGGCAUUUGGAAGGUGCUUUCCUCUUUGCCACCCUCCUGCAUUUCAAACACAUCUACCUCUACGUAGCCCCGGCGUAUGGCGUGUUCCUGCUGCGGUCCUACUGUUUCACUGCCAAUAACCCAGACGGAUCCGUGCGCUGGCGCAGUUUCAGCUUCCUUCGCUUCACUGCCCUGGGACUGAUUGUCUCUCUCGUUUCCGCCUUUUCGCUGGGACCGUUCAUCGCUCAGGGCCAGCUUUCCCAGGUCUUCUCUCGCCUCUUCCCUUUCAAAAGAGGCCUCUGCCACGCCUACUGGGCUCCUAACUUCUGGGCCGUGUACAAUGCUUUGGACAAAGCACUCUCAGUUAUAAGUCUGAAAUACAAGUUCCUGGACCCUGCAAGGAUGCCCGAGGCUUCCAUGACGGGGGGGCUUGUCCAAGAAUUCCAACACACGGUACUUCCAUCUGUGACUCCGCUGGCAACCUUGAUCUGCACUGCCGUCUCCAUGCUGCCUUCUGUUUUCUGUCUUUGGUUUAAACCCCAAGGGCCCAGAGGCUUCCUACGGUGCCUGGUUCUCUGCGCGCUGAGCUCCUUCAUGUUCGGGUGGCACGUGCACGAGAAAGCGGUGCUCCUCGCCAUCCUUCCUUUGAGCUUGCUGUCUGUUGAAAGACGGAGCGAUGCAGGCAUUUACCUGAUUCUGUCUACUACUGGGCACCUUUCCCUCUUCCCCCUGCUGUUCACAGCACCAGAGCUGCCAAUUAAAAUCCUCCUCAUGCUGCUGUUCACAGUAUUCAGCUUCUCCUCACUGAACGCCAUCUUCAGGAAAGAAAACUCUCUGCUUACGUGGCUGGAGACAAUCUACCUCACUGGGCUGAUCCCUCUGGAAAUCUUCUGUGAAAUCGUGUUUCCUUUCACCCUGUGGACGCUAAAGUUUCCUUUCCUGCCUCUAUUGCUGACCUCCGUCUACUGUGCUCUAGGCAUCAUGUAUACAUGGCUCAAAUUAUACAUCUCUGUCUUCAGGGGACCACCAGCCAUCAGGCGAAAGGAGGACUGA